Messenger RNA from Hyaloscypha bicolor E, 324 nucleotides. RefSeq lists its product as uncharacterized. The coding region runs from base 1 to 324 and encodes 107 amino acids. The record is from RefSeq and is a predicted model, not a curated record. NCBI's taxonomy places the organism in Eukaryota, Fungi, Ascomycota, Leotiomycetes, Helotiales, Hyaloscyphaceae. The transcript is spliced from 4 exons.
AUGGUUACUCCAAGCACCUGCUGUGGAAAGAGCGGGGAGGGUUGUGUCUGCGCAGCUCAAGCCAAAUGCUCUUGCGGUGCAAAGGCUGCACUGCACUGCACAUGUGCCAAAGCCCAGACGGAGAACGAAGUCAAGGGACCACGCUGCUCAUGCCGUGCUCGUCCUGCAGGAGAAUGCACUUGUGAGCGUGCUGCAACUGAGAACGUAACACCAAGCGGCUCGCUUUGCUCCUGUGGUGCUCGCCCGGCCGAUGCAUGCACCUGCGAGAAAGCCUCUGAUGGCGGACUCCUGCCAACCGAGACCGACUUCACCACCAGGGCAUAA